GAGCGCUAGCGAGCGGGCAGACAGUCAGAGAGAGACGGUGCGGCGCGGAUUGCUGUUCGGCUGACGAUGCUGCUGACGUACCACGUUGACGGAUUGACGGGCUCCGGAGCGCAUGAUCAGCUGGUGCCCAGUGCGUCGCCGCCGUUAGAGUUUAUGUCGGAGCGCACACACAUGAUGCACCCGCCCACAGCAGCACAACAGGCAGGGGACGAGAUGAGCACAGUUCUGCAGAAGAGCUGGGGCCCGCCGCGCCUCGACCCGCCCGAGGGGACCGACAUGGACACACUCCCCGACAACUACAUGGAGAUGGCCGACCAGCCGCGCAGAGAGUCCGCCUCGCAGAUCGACGAGUUUUUCACGUCGGCGGCGCGGCGGCGCUCGUCGUUCACAGCCAUUCUGUCGGCGCUGCACGGCCGAGAUGAGGACGACGUGUUCGUCAAGCCGGAGCCGGAGCCGGAGCCGGAGCCGGAGCCGGCGCCGCUGGCCGGCCUGCCGCCCGUGCAGGCGCCCCUGCCGCCGCUCUACCCUUCAGCGCUGCCGCCGCCCGAGCCGCGGUUCGAGUUCACGGCUCCGGCCGCGCCGCCGCCGCACCCGCCGCCGCCGCACAUCAAGUGCGAGCCGGGCGUGUACAGGAUGCCGUCGGGUUUCGGGGCUCCUCCGACCCAGGGCUACCACCCGGCGGGGUACGGGGGCGGGCCGCCGUACCCGCUGCGCUGCUACCUGCCGCCGACACCGCCCCACUCUGACCCCGGCUCGGCCAGCCCCGAGCAGCUGGCGGCCGCCGGCCGGCGCACGCCGCCGCCCCCCUACCGGCGCCACGUGGGCUGGCCGCCGGCGCCGACACCGCACCACCACCCGCUGGCCGCCGCUGUCGACGGCAGGCACCUGUCGGCUCCGACGGCGGCCACCAGCAUAGCGCCGCCGCAGGCCACCGAGCCGCGCCGCUACAACCGCCGGAACAACCCCGAGUUGGAGAAGAGGCGCAUCCACCGCUGCCACUUCACAGGCUGCACCAAGGUGUACACGAAGAGCUCACAUCUCAAGGCGCACCAGAGAACCCAUACAGGCGAGAAGCCCUACCUGUGCUCGUGGGAAAACUGCAACUGGAGCUUCGCACGCUCCGACGAGCUGACGCGCCACGUGCGCAAACACACCGGCGCCAAGCCGUUCGUCUGCAAAACCUGCCAUCGCGCCUUCGGCCGCUCCGAUCAUCUGGCGCUGCAUCGUAAACGACACGAGCCCAAGGCGAAGAAGUAGCAGCGGGCGGCGGGAGGGGCGUCCAGGGAGACGCCCGCUCCGGAAGGUGCCCCGCACAGGUCAGCGGCACCGCUGCAGAUGUACCGAGAGGGGCGGGCUGGGGAUUCGAGCGGUAGGUAGACUUCAUAGUGUUAGUGAUGUGGAUUUUGAUAGGUGAUAAGGUGCAUGAAAAAGUGUACGAAUGGUUUGUAGGAGGAAAAGGGUUACAUGUGUUUCUAGGGAAAGUGUCACCAAACAAUAAGAAGUGCAUCAAAAUCAGAUCUAAGCCGUAAGCUCCAUAUCAAAUCAAAUCAAAGAAGAGGCUCGCUGCACUAAGUGCCAUACAUGUGCCAAUUGAUCAUUUUCACAGUUGUCCGUAGCAGCAGACGAGGGCAGCCUCUUGUGCCGACCGUCGUACACUGACAGCCGGUUGCUGACGGGCAGUCACCGCUGGACCCGAGUCGGGUCGCCGGGGCCGGCGCUGCGGCCGGCGCGGCUGCCCUGAGGGGUGUCGCACCGGCCGCGCCGCCGGCCGUAUGAGACCCAGUGGCCGAGCCGCUGGGCCGAUGAGGCGACUCUUGGAGUGUCGCCGGUGCCGGUGGCCAGUCUUCAGGUAUCGCCCCGCCGCCGCCGCCGCCGCCCGGGUCGGCCGCACCGCGCCGCCCUCCCCGCGGGGACGCCGCCCGCGCCGCCCGCCGUCCGCCGUCCGCCGCCGCGCCGCCCGCGACAGAGACGGCUGCUGACCGCCACUGUCGCGCCGCGGGCCGGCACACCACGUACGGACGCCCUCCGUAUGGUGCCGCGCCCGGGACGUACGCGCACUGCGCGCAGUAUGUCUGUAUUUAGAGCGCGCUCGGCGGCAGUCGGCGCCGGCGCCGGCCGGGCCCGUGUCCCCGCGGCGGAGUCGCUCCGCGCGCCGCCGCCCCGCCAGGCCGCCGCGGCCGCCGGUGGCUGACCUGACCUGACCGCCGCCCCCGCGCGCACCCAGACCGACCGAGUACCGGCGGUGCUGCCGUCCGCUCCCGCGUGUCCCCCACGACCGUCCGCCACAGUCGCGGCCAUCUCAGCCGAGCCAGCGCGCCAGUCGCGUCUGACCUCGGCCCCUGCCCCGCUCGGCAAUCGUGUUCAAUACUCACAGGCAUACAUAGCUGGGCACCCGCCCAGCCAGUGCAGAGCGGCACUUCAGUUCAGUCAUUCCACAGUUCAUCAUGGUUCAGUCAUUCAGUUCAACAUUUUGUGCCAUCAUCUGUGUGCAAUACGCAUCAUGCUGUGAUUUAUACAUUCCACAAAAGGUAUAAUUUCAAGUGCCACAGAUGGCUUUAUGCGGCCGUGACUUCUGAAGAUAUGUUAUUCUGGUGACGUUUGGGCAGAGAGGUGAGAGAGGAUGAUAAGGCACGAAUAUUUGUCAAGUGCCGUGGACGAGAAUAGAAGCGAAUGAUUGUCCGUAAGAAAGAGCUGUCUUGCUUGUUAGGCGUCGUUGUUCUUGUUCUGUGCUGAGUAGCUGUGAGUAAUUUUACGAGGUGCCAUUUUGCAUUUGACGCCCAGAUGAAGGCUUCACAGUGGUGUACAAUUUUGGUACAAGCUUUAUAUGUUACUGUAAAUGGCUAACCUACUGACAAUAACGCCAACCACAAAGACGUAAUUCAAAGAACACACUAACUGUAGGCGUAGGCUAGCUUCCGGUAAACAUCAUUCCCUGACUGAGUAGAACUAUCUCCUGUUUUUGUUUGAUAACAAGUGCGCCGUGCGCUCUGGCCUCUGCUGGCUCUGCUUACCAGACGUACCGUCAGAAGUAUCGUCCGGUCCUUCCUCAACUGCAUAUGCCUGCCAAUCCUCAGCUGCCCGUCCUCCCGGUCUUUUGCUGCCCGUCCAUCCACAGCUAUGGUUCAGGUCUGCUGAAGCUAUGUGCUGCCAGUCAAUAUACAGAGAUGUUCAAUGUCCAUCCCUCCAAACCACAGCUCCGUGGAGUCAAACGGCGAUCAACAUCCCAAACCAGUGCCGUUCAUUGACUGCAGUCCAUCGGGCCAGUCGUGGAGAUCAAUUACAUCGUCUACCAGGCUAGCAAUGAACCUAUAAUUCCACCAUCCACCAGGUUGACCGUGCAUACCAAUUCCACUAUCCACAAGGCUAGCAAUGAACCGAAUUCCACUAUCCACCAUCCACGCCAGCAGUGCAGACCACCGUCCAUCAGCCCAGAAGCUGAAUUUUGUCAUCCACCAGACCAGCAGUGUAACUGAAUUCCACCAUCUACCAGCCAGGCUAGCAGUGCAGCCGAGUUCCACUAUCCACCAGGCCAGCAACUCAAUAUCAUCAUCCACCAGACCAGCAGUUUGGCUGAAUUCCAUCAUCCACCAGCCAGGGUAGCAGUGCAGCCGAGUUCCACCAUCCACCAGGCCAGCAACUGAUAUCAUCCUCCACCAGACCAGCAGUUUGGCUGAAUUCCAUCAUCCACCAGCCAGGCUAGCAGUGCAUCCGAGUUCCACCAUCCACCAGGCCAGCAACUGAAUAUCAUCAUCCACCAGACCAGCAGUUUGGCUGAAUUCCACCAUCCACCAGCCAGGCUAGCAGUGCAGCCGAGUUCCACUAUCCACCAGGCCAGCAACUGAAUAUCAUCAUCCACCAGACCAGCAGUGUAGCUGAAUUCUAUCAUCCACCAGCCAGGCUAGCAGUGCAGCCUUGUUCCACUAUCCACCAGGCCAGCAACUGAAUAUCAUCCUCCACCAGACCAGCAGUUUGGCUGAAUUCCAUCAUCCACCUUGUCAGCUGUGGACUGAUAUUUGCAUCCUGCCCCAAACCAGCAAUGCAGGCAGCUUUCAUCACCUACCAGCUCAGCAACGUGGCCCAAUUUCACCAUCGAUCAGGUGCCGCGCAGGUCAAUACCAGCAACCACUGCAGCCUAAAAGUGCAGCCUCUUUACAGCAUCCACCAGGCCAGCCGGGUGUGCAUCCUUUUCUGGUCGCCGAACAGGCAGAACCAUUUCAAACAUUCAAAAAUCCAUCAAACAGCUCUUUUCUGCCUGUCACCAGAUCAGCAAAGCAGACCGACUCCUCAAUCCAUCAGCCCGGCAUUGCACCCCACUCCACCAUACAUCAAACCAGCAGCACAGCCAGUUUCCAACCUGUACCGGACCAGCGAACAGCCCUGCCGCACCAGACGAGCUCGGUGCUGACGGCGCCGGCCGCUCAGCCACUGUCCCGGCGCCGUCUCGCUCGCAGCGCCCGUUUUCCCAUGUGCCGCUACCAUCGUGUCCGCAUGUGAGCGCCGCUGAGCCCUAUCUUAUCCGAGGAAAGUCAGGCAAUCAGUGUGUGGCCGCGCGGAAAACGGGCCGCUUGUGACACGUGGCGGCCCUGUCCGGCUCUCCUGCUGUUCCACCCGGCUGACGGUACCUGGCCAGACCCCCGCACCGCACCGCACUUCACCGCACCGCACCGCUCAGCGCAGAGACGCGCGCACAUCGGCCCAGGCUGGCCAACAAACUCCGCGCACUGUAAAUUGGUAGACGUCUAAAUCUAUCCAACCGAGUGAUCUUCCAACUCCAAAGCCAAAGGAUAAGCGUGCCUCCGUUUAGCGGCCCUCACGUCGCAGAGGUGUCCGGCGCGCUCGUUCGCGUCGGGAGUUAGCCCAGCGCUCAGGUCGCUACAGGCAGGACGACCACUACGCCAAUCGUAAUGGAUCUCAGGGUAACAAGUACAUACAUACAAACGCCAGCCAUGUCCAGUUCGGAGCCUGCCAACAGACUGUCAAAUGCUUGAGCUUUUUUGUUCUAAAAAAGCUCCAAGCGAGACAGGUGUGCGCUGCGCGCGCCUUGCUGCCGCUGCCGCCGGCCGCCGGCCCCCGAGCCGUGCCGAGCCGCAGUCAGCGGCAUCCAAGGCGCCCCGCGCAGCCGCCGGACGGGCACUGCCCGCCCCCGUCCGCAGUAUUACACACCGGCUCCGACUGGCCGCUGUGUCGGCCUCGCCGGGACCAUUUACACAGGCAGAGGGCCGUUCCGCCGGGCUGGCCCCGCGCGGUGGCCCGCACUCGCCACUAGACGCGCCAGCCGCUUUAUAUACACAUUUUUAUUUUUAGUUUUGAUGUUGUGAUGAUGCAUUAGAUUCGGCUUCGCGGCGUCUCGUGAAGAGUGUUUUAUGUCGCGGUGUUUGAAGCGCUGGUCGCCUGCUAUGAUCUGUGGGCCGAUACCGUGCCCUGCCGCUGUGGCGAGGAGGAGGAGGAGAAGUAGAACACACUCUGUGAUCUGUUCGUGAUGAGGCUAUGGUCCAGGGCCGUCCUUUGGUGUGACCGGGAACCCGGAGUCCCGUCUGUAGGCCGCAGGUUACGGCUGAACUGCCGUGCCGACUGUACUGCUCCGUACCGUGACGUGUACGGGUCGCACCGAGCCGUACCACGCCGUCCCGGGUCGUAAGGGACCGAACCGACCACUGCUGGUCGCUGGGAAGGUUUUCGCUGCCUCACCAAUGUAUUCGGGGGAAAUUCGUGCUGUGAAAAACGAGGGACCACAAAUGUUAUAUCUGCUCAAGCUGCUGGCAUUGCGCUGCCACUCGUUGCGUGCCCACUAUCGGAGCGCUCGCUGGGCAGCCGGCGCUCGGCGCUAAAGCAUCGCUUGCCAUCGGUUUGUGCUCGGUUCACGCCAGGCUGAGUCGGGUGAGCGCUGAGUCAGAGGAACUGAAGCGCGCAUUUUGGGACGGGGGAGGGGCAUAAGAGGAUUGUGGCUUGUUUUCCUGCGUAGGUACUGCACCUCGUUGUGUAGGCGUGCAUGGUUUACAUGUGUGGGGAUGUUUUUUGUCAUGGAGUGAUAGUUGGUGUAUAUCGUGGGAGCGGAUGGUUUUAGGCUUAGCCGAUGUAGGUGUAAGGCCACUGUAAAGUAAGGUGUUAGCUUAUAUGCGUGACAGAGGAGUGAAUGGCCAUCGCCGUGCAUUGCGCGCCGCUUGUUGUUUGCAAGGUAGUAUGAAUAGCGUGUGAACAUAAAAUGUAUGCGUCAGAUAAUUGCAAUUCGUCUCAGAUCACAAAUGUCUCCUGUGUGCACGUCUAAAAACCUUCCCACACAUCACACAACAUUGAUGCGCGUGAGCGAACGCCCUGACAUACAAACACGUAAGCGCACACCUCCAAGUGUAGCAUCGCGUUGGUCGUAUGAAGUGGUAUGAUGUGAGCAUAACUGCCUCUUAUCGUGUGACCGAUUGAUAGUGUGAAGUGAGUGAAACAAAACGUUCGAUUGUGCCGCGAUGUGGCUUGAAAUGUGUUACCUAUCUUCGGAACCAUUUGACGAAAGCUCGGCCACGUUUUUAUCGUAUGCGUGUUUGCGCGAUGAGCGGGAUACUGUUGACUUAGUUUCGUGUUAUGUUUUAAUCUGUCGGCGAAUUGGCUUCGCUAGUGGUAUAGAUAUGAGCUAGCUAAGUUGAGGCUUGUUUUUAGCUGAGUUCGUCGCGUGAUUGUUUCGACGCUUGCGUUUUCUGCUUUUUACUGCAUUGGGGAGAGCUACAUGUCAUGGGGUUUCAAGGGGCUCGCUUGGGUAGCGGACUGAGUGAGUGCAUUUUCUCAUGGUGUGCUGGUGAGCGAGAGCGACGCAUUCAUAAUAAAUUUACUAGUAUAUA
Molecule: messenger RNA, 6827 nt
Organism: Amphibalanus amphitrite
Lineage: Eukaryota; Metazoa; Arthropoda; Thecostraca; Balanomorpha; Balanidae
Product: Krueppel-like factor 2
Exons: 4
Coding region: 67-1257 (396 amino acids)
Biological process (GO): regulation of transcription by RNA polymerase II
Molecular function (GO): DNA-binding transcription factor activity, RNA polymerase II-specific; RNA polymerase II cis-regulatory region sequence-specific DNA binding
Source: RefSeq, a predicted model, not a curated record